This is a messenger RNA of Uncinocarpus reesii 1704, 369 nucleotides long. RefSeq lists its product as uncharacterized. The coding region runs from base 1 to 369 and encodes 122 amino acids. The record is from RefSeq and is a predicted model, not a curated record. Lineage: Eukaryota; Fungi; Ascomycota; Eurotiomycetes; Onygenales; Onygenaceae. The transcript has a single exon.
AUGGCCAAUCUGGAUUCUGGGGCCAACGCUUGCCCCAUGCUUCUGUGGGCCUCUUCUGUGCAGCGAGUUGUACAUUCAGCAAAAGCAGGGUCCAAUGCCACCAUCUUGGAUACCCGUGGGGCCAUGACUUGCAUUUUUGGCAUGUUGUGGUUCUCUAGAUCAAGCAAUCAUGAAAUGCUCGACCGCUGCGGAUUGUGUCCUCAAUCCUCAGGGCCGCCUGCAACACAGAGAUCAGUCGGGGAAUUCUUCACAGGCGGCAUCAUGGAUGUCUCAGACCCUGUGGCUGAUAGAAUCCCCGGAAACAAGAGCGAAGCUUUCGGACAUAGCCUCGCCAGACCUCACCCACCAUUCUCGAUGCCGCACGAAUGA